CUAUAAAGGCUGUAGCAAUGCAGGAGCUUAGUAUGGUUUGCAGCUGCACAGUUACUGAACACUGAGGAUUUCAGCUACAUCACAAUUAACACAAUUUGACUAAAAAGAAAACAUUUUCAAAGAUGAACAGAAAAAUUCUCAUAGUCCUUAUGAUUAUAGCAUCAGGGAAUGCCCAAAGCCCAACAACGAAUGCCCCCACAACAUCCACAGUUUCUCCCACAACAACCACAGGUGCUGCCACCACAACCACAGGUGCUGCCACCACAACCACAGCAGGCAUCACAACUACCACAGUUGCUCAUUCAACAACCACAGCUGCUCCAACUACAACCUCAACUACGUCCAUGAUGACCACCACAGUUCCUGCCAUGACAACGACACCUGCAAAUGCUGCAGCAGCCACCACAACCACAGUUGCUGCAACAACAACCACAGGUGCUCCAACUACAACCACAACUACUUCUGCAACCACAACCACAGCUGACCCCACGACCACCACAGCUGGCAUGACGACUACCACAAUUCCAGUCACAACAACCAUAGCUGCUUCGACAACAUCAACAGCAGCAACCACCACAAUCACAGGAGCUGCCACCACAACCACUUCUGCUCCUACUACAACCACAGCUCCUGUCAUUACAACCACAGAUGCUCCAACUACAACCACAAAUGGAGUCACAUCAUCCACAGUUUCUCCCACAACAACCACAGAUGCUCCAACUACAACAACAAAUGGUGUCACAACAACCACAGUUUUUCCCACAACAACCACAGGUGCCGCCACAGUCACCACAGCAGGCGUCAUAACUACCACAGUUGCUCAUUCAACAACCACAGCUACCACAGUUCCUGCUGACAACAACCUGCAUCCAGCAGAUGCUCCAACUACAACCACAAAUGGAGUCGCAACAUCCACAGUUUCUCCCACAACAACCACAGCUGCUCCAACUACAACCACAAAUGGAGUCACAACAACCACAGGUGUUGCCAUCACAACCACAGGUGCCGCCACCACAACCACAGGUGCUGCCACGGUCACCACAGCAGGCAUCACAAAUACCACAGUUGCUCAUUCAACAUCCACAGCUGCUCCAACUACAACCUCAGCUAUAAUAAUAAGAAAACCGUUUGAAGAUGAAUGCAACACUUAUUACAGUCCUUCUUCUGAUUAUAGGGAAUUCACAAAGCACAAUAACCAAUGCCCUCACAACAACCACAACUGCUGCCACAACAACCACAGCUGCUGUAACUACAGCCACAGUAGCCGCCAACACAACUACAGCUGCUGCCACAACAACCACAGUUGCACCAACUACAACUACAGCUGUCGCCACCACAACUACAGCUGCCGUAACUACAGCCACAGUAGCCGCCAACAGAACCACAUCUGCUGUAACUACAGCCACAGUAGCCGCCAACACAACUACAGCUGCUCCCACAACAACCACAGCUGCUGCCACAUCAACGACAGAGGCUGCCAUGUCAACCACAGCUGCUGCCACAGGAACCACAGCUUCUCCGACUACAACCACAGCUGCUGCCACAAGAACCACAGCUUCUCUGACUACAACCACAGCUGCUCUAACUACAACAACAGCUGCUGCCCUUUCAACCACAGCUGCUGUAACUACAGCCACAGUAGCCGCCAACACAACCACAGCUGCUUUAACUACAGCCACAGUAGCCGCCAACACAACCACAUCUGCUGUAACUACAGCCACAGUAGCCGCCAACACAACUACAGCUGCUGCCACAACAACCACAGUUGCACCAACUACAACUACAGCUGUCGCCACCACAACUACAGCUGCCAUAACUACAGCCACAGUAGCCGCCAACAGAACCACAUCUGCUGUAACUACAGCCACAGUAGCCGCCAACACAACUACAGCUGCUCCCACAACAACCACAGCUGCUGCCACAUCAACGACAGAGGCUGCCAUGUCAACCACAGCUGCUGCCACAGGAACCACAGCUUCUCCGACUACAACCACAGCUGCUGCCACAAGAACCACAGCUUCUCCGACUACAACCACAGCUGCUCUAACUACAACAACAGCUGCUGCCCUUUCAACCACAGCUGCUCCAAUUACAACCACCACAACUACCGCUGCUGCCCCCACAACCACAGCAGCUCGAACAACAACCACAGCUGCUGCUACGACAAUCACAGCUGCUCCAGCUACAACUACUAAAAAAGCCACGGCUGCCACAACAACAUCCAUUUUUGCUGCAUCAACCACAGCUGCUGCCUCCAGUGGAAUAUGCUUCAAGACAAGUCUUCUCACAAUCUGCCUGGCUGUGAUGUCAUGUCUGGUUCACUCAUACCGGUAGACGAAUCAUCAUCUUGAUAGCAUACCUCAAAAUACACAUAUCAAAUCCUAUUCAUAAUUGUUUAUAGAGCGGUUGAUUCGAGCCAAGAAUGCUGAUUUGGUGAAAGCAAUAGUAUAUCACACCGUAUACCAUGGGUAUGACAAAAAACAACCUUUACUGGUCUAAUUACACUUGUAAUCAGUUUAUAAUGGCAAUAAGGCACCUCAGGGGUUUGUGGUAUACGGCCAAUAUACCAUGGCUAAGAGCUGUAUCCAGGCACUCUGCAUGCCUAAAAACAGCCCAUAGCUGUGGUGUAUUGGCCAUAUGUAUUGGCCCAUAGCUGUGGUGUAUUGGCCAUAUACCACACCUCCUUUGGCCUUAUUGAAUAUAAUGAAAUAUAUAUAAUGAAAAUAUAAAUAAUAUGUAUUUUGAAGACGGUAAAGAUUCCUAGAGACACUGAAAUAUCUGUAGGAUCUUCUUAAACAACUGCUGCUACUCAGUCCCCUUUACCCUUAAAUAAUCAUCCUUGUAGUCACAGUUAUUUUGUAUUUAUUUUAACUAAACAUUGUAUUUUGUGCUAUUACGCACCUCACCUUAAUUCAGUAUUAAACAAAAACUCUGACUACUUUGAAUAAAUAUAUUUUUUAAAGAAAUUCUGAUCAAUUUACACACAAUACCCUAUAAUGAAAAAGAAAAAACUGGGUUUUAGACAUUUUUGCAAA
Oncorhynchus tshawytscha (Chinook salmon) is the source of this 3035-nucleotide messenger RNA. RefSeq names its product A-agglutinin anchorage subunit-like. The transcript is spliced from 6 exons. The record is from RefSeq and is a predicted model, not a curated record. NCBI's taxonomy places the organism in Eukaryota, Metazoa, Chordata, Actinopteri, Salmoniformes, Salmonidae. Bases 123 to 2195 code for a protein of 690 amino acids.